Zymoseptoria tritici IPO323 is the source of this 3414-nucleotide messenger RNA. RefSeq lists its product as uncharacterized. The transcript has a single exon. Gene Ontology annotation, cellular component: cytoplasm. The record is from RefSeq and is a predicted model, not a curated record. The coding region runs from base 1 to 3414 and encodes 1137 amino acids. Gene Ontology annotation, molecular function: oxidoreductase activity; phosphomevalonate kinase activity; FAD binding. Gene Ontology annotation, biological process: cholesterol biosynthetic process. NCBI's taxonomy places the organism in Eukaryota, Fungi, Ascomycota, Dothideomycetes, Mycosphaerellales, Mycosphaerellaceae.
AUGGCAAGCCUCAACAAGCUGAAGAAAGCUCUUCGAGAGCAGGCAACACAAGCUGCGCCAGCAUCACAAAGGAUACCACUAUCCGACUCUCAGUACGAGGACGGCUUCAAGACCUUGAUCGAUGGUCUCGGAAACUGCGCAUACCAGGACUUCAUCAUACCGCAACUGUCGCAGAUUCUGGCACCACUCCUCGACUCUGGACGCACGAUCUCGGUGCUGGAAGUUGGUCCGGGCCCAGAGAGCGUGCUCAGUCAUUUUCCCGACCUAUUGAGGCACAAGAUCAAGCGGUACACUGCGUUCGAGCCCAACGUAUUGUUCGCAGAGAGAUUGCAGCAAAGCUUGAGCUUGGCGUCAGACACAACUUCGCCGCUGCCAUGCCUGGAAGGUGCACCAAAGAUUCAUCACGUUGCCUUUGCUCUGGAUACUUCCGCCGGUGUCCUUGAAGACGGUAAUGAGGAGAAGUUCGAUGUUGUGUUGUUCUGCCACAGCAUGUACGGCAUGAAGCCAAAGCGAUCAUUCAUCGAGAAGGCGUUGAGUUUGCUCAAGGAAAAGCCCGCAAAUGGCAUGGCGGUCGUGAUUCAUCGAGAGAGCCUGGACUUCGGAGGUUUGACCACUCAUUGUUCGACUUCCGGUCCAACAAUAAUCCGCGUGAAUGACGGAGACGAAACGUUGAAUCGCUUUGCGCCAUUCAUCGCUGGAUACGUCAUGGAACAAGAUGAUGUGAAGGAGGCCGUCCAGCGGCGAUGGCGACAAGUCUGCCGCGAACUGGCUGAGCGCGAAGACAUCCGUGAAAGGAGUCUUCUCUUCCGCUCGCACGACACGAUCACAGCCUUCACCUCAGAGGACAACGCCGGGUCGGACCCAAUGACACAACUGCCCUUGGAUCGAAGCAGUGUUGUCGUCAAGAACCGAGAGGCUCGUAUUCAUCGCCCUGCCGCGGUUCUCAAGCCGAGAAGCAUCGAGGAAGUCCAGAAGUGCGUCCACUGGGCUCUCAAGUAUGGAAAAAGUCUGACUGUAGUCGGUGGAGGGCACAGCGACCAUUGUCUUGAGCCAGAUGUCGUCGGAAUUGACAUGAGUGCCUUCCAUCUGAUUGAUGUCGCAGACACAGAAGUCAACCAUACCGAUCCAAUCGUUGUCGUAGGAGCCGGCUGUAAGUCAGGAGACAUCAUCGCCGAAACAAUGGCGAAAGGCUUGACCGUAGUGCUCGGAUCCCGUCCGAGUGUCGGUGCCGGCUUAUGGCUUCAAGGCGGCAUCGGGCAUCUGGUUCGGCAGUACGGACUGGCGUGUGAUGCGAUCGUCGGUGCUGUGGUUGUCAGCGUCGCUACCGGAGAGGUCCUUUGCAUUGGAUAUGUACCGGACCAGCACCAGCCUCCCAACGCGUUGCGACCGAAGAAUGAGGAAGAUCUGUUGUGGGGUUUGAGAGGCGCAGGCACAAAUUUCGGAAUCGUGAUCAGCGUCACUCUCAAGGCUCACCCUGCUCCACAGUACUCAGUGCAGAGCUGGAUAAAGCCCAUGAGCUCCAGUGACGAAGCUCGAGUCAUGUUGCGACGAAUUGAUGAGCAAGUGGUGAAGAAGCUUCCACGACACCAGUCUGCAGACGCCUAUCUGUUCUCGGAGGCAGGCAAGCUCCAUCUCGGUGUCAGCCUCUACGAGAGCUUCAUCAGCGAGCCUCCUUCGUCAAACUCGCUACUGGAGACAGUCCUAGGACCAGCUCUUGGCACUCAAGUCGUGGAUUGCAUCGGGCUGUUCGACACAGAGAUGUACAUGUCGGGUAUGCAUGGUGGACACGCAGGUGGCAAGACGUCUUCCUUCAAGCGAUGUGUGUUCCUCAAGGACAUCGGCGCCGCUGAUAUCGCAGAGAAGCUCACGGCCGCCAUCGAGAAUCGUCCUCCGCCUGCGCCACGCUGCUAUCUUCAUCUCCUCCACGGCAGCGGAGCGGUCGCAGAUGUGGUCCCAUCGGAGACUGCUUUCGGCUGUCGAGACUGGGAGUAUGCUUGUGUUGUGACUGCAGUCUGGGCUCGUGAUCGAGACGGGACUGAUUCCGCCCAGAUCGCUACUCAGUGGGUGUACGACGUUAUCGCAGAUCUGCUGCCAUUGAGUUCCGGCGUUUACGGCGCUGAUCUUGGUCCAGACCCUCGUGAUGCCGCUCUGGCAGUCAAGGCAUUUGGACCGAAUGGACGCCGUCUGGCACGACUGAAGGAGCGCUGCGACCCACACAAUGUGUUGGCAUACACAUGUCCGCUUCCGUGUCUGAAGAAGCAUCAAAAGCUUGUCGUUCUCGUCACUGGCGACAGCUGUGCCGGCAAAGACUUUUGCGCAAAAGUCUGGGCCUCCUUUGUGACAACUCAGAAUUUCAACGUCCACAUUGCGAGCAUCAGUGACUCUACCAAAAGAGAUUACGCAGACUCAAAAGGCGCCGACUUGAAGCGAUUGCUGGAAGCAGGAGAAUACAAAGAGGACCAUCGGCUCGAACUGACGGCUUACUAUAAAGCUCAAGUCCAGCAGCGGCCUCAAUUGCCAGUGGAACAUUUCUUGGACGUAGUCCAGCAAGCCGGAGAUGUGGACGUGUUGUUCAUCACUGGUAUGAGAGACGAGGCACCCGUGGCGAGCUUCGCUCAUUUGGUCUCGGAAAGUCGAUUGAUCGAGGUAAAUGUCCAAGCUUGCGGAGAGUCACGAAGAGAUCGUGGAGGAGUCAUUGCAGGAGACGACGCCAUCCCAGAACAAGGAGGCAAGAGCAAGCCAACCCUUGUCUUCAGGAACGAGGUGGCCGGCCAUGAAGCGGCAGUGACAUUCGCCAGAGACGCUGUCCUCCCGCUGCUUCAUGAAGACCUGCAACGACUUGCCGGGCUAGUACGUUCAGUGCCAGACUUCCCACGCCCAGGAAUCAAUUUCCGAGACAUCAUCGGUAUUUUCCAGCGGCCAGGCGGUCUCAACCUGUGUGCGAAAUUGAUGCGGUCCCAUUUUGCAGGAGACUGGACGACCGUCGAUGCCAUCGUCUGCUGCGAGACAGGCGGCUUCCUCUUUACGCCGCCUCUGGCUGCGCUGGUCAACUUGCCAAUGGUCAUCAUGCGGGAAGCCGGCAAGCUUCCUCCGCCGACUGUGAGUGUUGUCAAGUCUGCCUCGUACAUCUCGUCAUCGUCAUCGUCAGGAGAGACAUCAAUGCAGAAGACGAUCGAGAUGGGCCGUGAUGUAUUGGCGAAAGGCGCAUCCGUUGUCGUUGUGGAUGACGUCCUUGCGACUGGAGAGACACUUUGCGCUGUGUUGGAACUGUUGAAAGUGGCUGGUGUUGAUGCCGUCGAUAUUGCGGUCAUUGUCGUAGCUGAGUUCCCGCUUCAUCGAGGUCGGGAGUUCUUGCGCCGGCGAGGUUUCGGUGGAGUCAUGAUCCAGAGCGUUCUGGUACUGGACGGUAAAUAG